This is a messenger RNA of Ananas comosus (pineapple), 1246 nucleotides long. Its product is annotated as ubiquitin fusion degradation protein 1 homolog. The record is from RefSeq and is a predicted model, not a curated record. NCBI's taxonomy places the organism in Eukaryota, Viridiplantae, Streptophyta, Magnoliopsida, Poales, Bromeliaceae. Gene Ontology annotation, cellular component: VCP-NPL4-UFD1 AAA ATPase complex. The coding region runs from base 39 to 1004 and encodes 321 amino acids. Gene Ontology annotation, molecular function: polyubiquitin modification-dependent protein binding. The transcript has 9 exons.
AGGAAGAUUCAGGAGCUAAUCAUUUUGAUCGAAUCAAUAUGUUCUUCGAGGGAUACGGUUAUCAUGGGAAUUCUUUUGAGCAGACCUAUCGCUGUUAUCCUGCAUCGUUCAUUGACAAGCCACAACUUGAAACUGGUGACAAAAUCAUAAUGCCGCCCUCCGCUCUUGAUCGUCUUGCUUCUCUCCAUAUUGAUUAUCCAAUGUUAUUUGAACUGCGAAAUGCUGCAACACAACGAGUUUCACACUGUGGCGUUCUUGAGUUCAUUGCAGAGGAGGGCAUGAUUUACAUGCCAUACUGGAUGAUGCAGAAUCUACUUUUACAAGAGGGAGAUAUUGUCCUUGUCAAAAAUGCUACCCUUCCUAAGGGCACAUAUGUGAAACUGCAACCUCAUACAAAAGACUUCCUAGAUAUCUCAAAUCCUAAAGCCAUCUUGGAAACGACAUUAAGGAACUACUCUUGUUUAACCACAGGGGACAGUAUCAUGGUUCCAUAUAAUAAUAAGAAAUACUAUAUCGACAUUGUGGAAACAAAGCCUUCCUCUGCAAUAAGUAUUAUUGAGACAGAUUGUGAGGUUGACUUUGCACCUCCACUGGACUAUAAAGAACCCGAGAGACCACAAUCUUCUGUUCCUUCACGUGUAGCGCCAGCUAAAGCACAGGAUGCUGAAGCUGUUACUGAAGAAGAACCAAAAUUUACCCCCUUCACGGGCGCUGGGAGGCGUUUAGAUGGAAAACCAUCAAAGCAUCAGACUUCACCUGUCCCUUCCCCUGGUAAUCAGCAACCCCGAGGAGGAACUAAUGGUGGAAAGCCCACUACAUCAUCCACUUCAGAAAACAGCUCUUCACGUCAAACGACGGGAAAGCUUGUCUUUGGCUCAAAUGCAGUUCGUGCUCCAAAAGAAGCUCAAAAGGCACCUGCAAAAGAAACGAAGGAAGAACCUCCGAAGAAAGAAGAACCUAAGUUUCAGGCUUUUACUGGAAAGAAAUACUCAUUGAAGGGUUAAUCAAUAGAUGGAUUUCAUCUUGACUUCAUGUUAUAUGUAAAAUAAAAAGCAGAUAUAUGUUUAACUAAUUACCUCACAGGUAUGCUGGACCCGUUGUUUAAUUAAAAUUAUAUACUUGGAUAAGGCUUCUUUUUCUAGCAAGCUUUUGUUUGAAUUUACGGCUUCCAAUUGCAUACAAACUUGUGAAUUACUCGACUUAUCAAUAUCAGUCCAAGGCUAUAAACCUCAUUUAUUCUUGCAAA